Molecule: messenger RNA, 1405 nt
Organism: Drosophila albomicans
Lineage: Eukaryota; Metazoa; Arthropoda; Insecta; Diptera; Drosophilidae
Exons: 4
Coding region: 95-1099 (334 amino acids)
Biological process (GO): regulation of cell differentiation
Cellular component (GO): membrane
Source: RefSeq, a predicted model, not a curated record
UACCACUUUCACUUGGACUCGGUACAGGCUCUCAACCUCAGCUAUUGAUCAAUUAAACGACUAACCAAGCUGCCAAAAGGACUACGCCACAAAUAUGUUCUCCAUGUGCUCAAAGGUGAAGCCAAGGAGCGAAGAGUUCAGCUCGACGCCGUCGCAGCAGCAACAAUUGCAGUUGCAGCAGCAGCCCUCGGGCACGGGAGGGAAGCAAAUCAAAGGCGGCUACCUGCUGCGCUAUAAAAAGCACAUGCUGUGGAAUCGAUGGGCCGAGGAGUGGGUCAUACUCUACGAUGACUCGACCAUGGCGUGGUUCACGGAGCCAGGCCGCUCCUCGCCCUCGGGCAAGAUACUCGUCAAGGAGGCGCCCGAGAUGCUGGCCAUUGCCCAUUGGACUGGCCAGAUACCGCGUCGUCCUCCACUGCCCGAUGGCGUGAGUGUCUCACAGCUGAUUGCGCUGGGCUCGCGACGCAAACGUUCCAAGGUUUACUGGAUGCUGGCCAAGUCGGAGCAGGAGGUGAGCGACUGGAUCGAUGCCAUAACCAAAACUCUGCCACCGCCGCCACAAAUCGAACUGGUGGUGGACAAGCCGCAUCUGAUGAACGUGCUGCGGCGUCCACUUGUGCGCAUAAGACCGGCCACCAACUCGGAGGUGAAGCAGCGCAAGAGUUCCAGCAACAGGCAUCAUCGCAACACCUCAACAUCGCAUUCGACGGCGACAUCGACGUCGACGGCCUUGACCACUCAGCGCAUCAUGUACGACCAGAAUCCUUUAGUCAAGAGCGAUGCGGCUGUGGCGAUUCUGAGCAAGAAGCCGGACUCGAAGGCCUCGCUGGCCUGUGCUCUGCCCUGGGGCCAUGGCUGGGGCUGGGCCACACUGCCCAACGGAGUGUGGAGCGGCGGCCUCACCUGGUCGCAGUGCGAAGACACCUUCACGCUCCACGCACUGCCCACCACCCACUGCACCAAUCUGAUCGACACCUCGUGCAGCGGCGCCGUCUAUCACACUGACAUCGGUGGCUUCGAUUUCCACUCGACGGGCGUGGACGAUCUCGGCGGCGAGGACUUUGACUAUGCCAUGGACUGUGGCGAUUUCAUAUUUUAAGCGCAUUCCGUCAACAACUUUCCCACACAUUCGACAGAUCAAACCCACCCAAGAAGGAAGGAGAAAGAAGACGAUGUAGAGAGAGAAUCAGGAGGUAAUCGCAUUCGUAGUAUAAAGUGUGCUUCAAUUGUCCCUUUGUGUUAGGCGUUGCAAUUAGCAUAGACAAGGAUAGAAUAGCCAAAAGAACAUGUUCACACACUGCGUAUACGCAAUUUAUCGUUGGCAGUUGCGAUGCCCCAAAAAGUAGGCAACAGUUUUGGCAUGAAUCGUAAUCGAAGCGAAGCAGGAAAUGAGAAACGAGAAACG